AUGCCUCCAUUCCACGCGUUCCGAGACGGCUGGACGGACGACGAUGAGUCGGAUCUUGAAAUAUAUGAGCAAACAGCACCAUUACAGAAACAGAAACCUCAACGAGAGCGAGAUGCCUCGACGGACGUAGAGCUCGUUGACCAUGCCAGGACGAGUAAAGGGACCCCUCCACCUACAUCUCUGCACUCCCCUCGAGCCCGAGUCCAACGGGAACGCUAUGUACCUGUGGAUAAGUCUAUCCCCGAAGUUUCGAGCCGAGGGUCUACUCCCGAGUUUCCUACGACAGAGCAAGAGGAGGAUGAGAAAUGGCAAGAAGAGUUUCUCGGCAAGGGCGACAAAGAGGAAUGGCUUGAACUCAGUGAAAGUGGCGAUGGUGAUGAAGAGACAGACCAACAGAAAUAUGAUAAUGAUACAAUUGAGGUGUCAUAUGAAGAGAGAACGCUAUUGGGAGAGUCUGACGAGUUGCUAAACGGAACGCCCAGUCUGGCCGCACAAUGGCAGAAUGCUGUGCGUUCCCCUUCGAUCUCCAUCAGUCAAAAACCGCCACACUCGCCGGAGCCCCAGCAGUCGAGACCACGAAGUGCCAGCACCCAAAAGCUGAGAGGUAACGCCAGCCCGUCCCUUGCUGCACGGCCGCAUCGCGAGAAGAAGGAUCACCCUCCGUCAAAAACUGCCGCCACACCGGGCGAAACACCUCCCCAGGUUUAUGCAAUUUCGCGCUCAAAUGUACCUGUAUUUGAAAUAAAGAUCAACGGAAUUUCGGUGAUGCGCAAUCAAAUGGACUCUUGGGUCAACGCGAGUUCAAUGCUCAGGGCUAUAGGAGUCAAAGAUGGAACGAUGAGACGUAAGAUCCUGGUACAGACUGGCGGCCCGCAAAGAGUUACCAAUGGCGGCCAUUGGUUCUAUCAAAGCACCUGGGUGCCCCUGGCAACGGCCCGCCACUUAGCCACCAUGUAUGAUACAGAAGAUGCCACGCUACCUUUGUUGGAGAUUAGCCCAAGUGACCCAAUCGAACGUCCAGGUGACAUUCGAGAAGCAGUCAGACCACCUACCAAUGGAAAUCCCGUUUCUGUAUCGCCACAACGCUCGGCAUCACCAUAUGAGGACGGCGAGCUUGAGAACAUCGCGGACAGGAGCGCACAGGGCCACGGUAGACUCGCGACUCGAGGUGACUGGAGUAACUCGAGCGACAGCGAAGAUGACGUGCAUUUACCGGCAACUGCAAACCGGCCUGGUCCCACGAGAUCUAUGGUUACGUCGGAUUUACCCAAUACCCGGACCGCGCUUCUGGACAGGAUGAACAGCGGUAAAAAGAGACAUUCUGAUAUCCCAGAUCACAGCGGGGAGCGGCCUGUUCCACCUGCAAAACGUGCCAGAAUCGAGAGCUUGUCUGCAUUUCCACCACACGUGUCUAGCCAAGAUACAGACUCAAUUACGGCGAGCUAUUCUCGAGGGCGCCGCGACAAUGAGAAGCAGGCCGCAAAGGAGCUACGAGGCCUCCUUCCUCAACGAUAUCUAGACGAAGGCGCCGAUCUUGACGGCCGAUGCAAUCCAACUACAAGAAUCAUCAAAUCCGCAAUUGCAUUCAUAGCAGACCUGUCAGACCAGGCCAUUGGUGGUACCACAUCGAAGAGCCAACGGCGGGCGAAAAAACAAGGAGAAGAAGCAGGAGACGGCCAUUCUCCCGCCCGUUCGCAACCCAAAACUAAGGACUAUAACGAGACCUCUUCCGAAUCUCUUACACAAGCGCUGAUUCAAACGUUGCACCACUCAGAGACAAGGAUCGUUACCUCUUGGGAGGGACCAGAUCAUAUGGCGAAUCCUCCGUUGAGGGGUCUAGAUGUUGGUCCACGGAGGAAAUCAAGCGACAACUACUCGAAGAGCAAGUCGGCGAUUCAGAGCCUUGAAAAAUGGCACAACCUGGACGGCUUACAGAGGGUUUUCCGCCGUCGCGAGAUGGCGGACAAUACUGCCAUGUACGAGGCGAUGCAGAAGAUCAAUAGGCAGCCAAUAUGGGAUAGGUUGACCGAAGACGAGAAGGAGCGCAUUCGCACUGACGAGAAAAAGGCAGUCCUGCAACGGCGAUUCGAGCAAGGCAAGUCACACUCAUAUUUUGUAGCACAGCUGAUCGACGUCUGCAAGCAGUGCGGUGUCACGGAGUGUGACAUGUUGAACAUGGUUUUGUCGAAGCUGCCCAAGGCUCGAGCGGCUGUCAUUGACCUGUUCAACGACGUGGUCGAGGUGGACGAGUCGGGUAAAUUGACAAUCAUCAAGCCACCGGCUGGGAAAGUGGGUGAUUGA
Exophiala spinifera is the source of this 2301-nucleotide messenger RNA. RefSeq lists its product as uncharacterized. The record is from RefSeq and is a predicted model, not a curated record. Gene Ontology annotation, molecular function: transcription regulator activity; DNA binding. Gene Ontology annotation, cellular component: SBF transcription complex; MBF transcription complex. Bases 1 to 2301 code for a protein of 766 amino acids. Lineage: Eukaryota; Fungi; Ascomycota; Eurotiomycetes; Chaetothyriales; Herpotrichiellaceae. The transcript has a single exon.